Messenger RNA from Physella acuta, 1381 nucleotides. Its product is annotated as leucine-rich repeat-containing protein 49. NCBI's taxonomy places the organism in Eukaryota, Metazoa, Mollusca, Gastropoda, Physidae. Gene Ontology annotation, molecular function: protein binding. The record is from RefSeq and is a predicted model, not a curated record.
UUAUGCCCCUUGGUGAUUUCUGAUAGACCACAAGCGGUGCUAGUUGGACUGGUUUUGUUCAACAAUGCAGACACGUAUCAUAUUUACAGUGUUUGCGUUAUCGCUAGCUCAGGUCUCUAGCGCUGACAAAUUCGUAUGUCCUAAGAAAUGUACAUGCGACUCAGCUGUUGUCGCUUGCAAGUUAAAUCAUUACUAUUCGAAAGAUUUUCAAAAUAUUCCAAAAAACUUCAAGCUAAUUAUUCAGAGUAGUCGCCAAGUCUCGUUCCCCGACAACAGCCUACCCCGGGUCACAGAGUUGGAGAUAAUAUCAUCGGGAUCAGAAAUUUGUGAUUUAGCUUGGAACAAAUCUGCCGAUCACCUCGAAACGUUACAACUAGACGGUGUACAACUGAGAAAUACGCUAAAGUCUUUGAAAAUAUUGAAGGCACUGCGCUUACUUAAGAUAAAUCAUGCGGAACUUCUAGGUGUGGAUCAUAGAAAAUGGCAGAUGCAUUUCGAUCAGAAGAGCCCUCUGAAAUUUUUGUUUAUGUUUUGGACUGAUCUAUCCCUCAUGACGGACAUGACUCUGCCGAAGUCUGUAGAAAGUGUGAAACUUGACGACUGCAACCUGACUAAAAUUCCAAAACAGUUUUCUGAUUUAAAUAAUCUCCAGUCGCUGAGCCUUGAGAAUAACAAGAUUCAAACCCUCGAGAACUUGCCCAAAAAUGUACACAUUUUGAUGUUACAUGGGAACCAAAUUUCCGAAAUAAAAAACAUACCACCAAAUACCUCACAGCUGGAUUUGUCCAAUAACAAUAUCACACACAUACAAAACAUACCUGAGACAGUCCACUUAUUUUACCUAUCAGGCAACAACAUCCCAAGUAUAACAGAGAAAUCCUUCAAACCCAACUCGCAUCUAGCAGAGCUCGCUUUGGCCGGUAACAAACACAAAAACCUGACCAUCGCGAAAACAGCUUUCAAAAACACCCCCCGCCUACACCUAAUCGAUCUUCGCGCGACAGACUUCGCUGCCCCCCUUGAGGCGUUCACUCGGCUGAAAUCUUUGACCCAGCUCUUGGUUUCCCCACAGUACAACGCUUUCUGUGAUCGCCUGAACAAAAUCUUCAGUUCAAAAGUGUGUUCAACCCGUACGAGUACAUAUAAAUUUGCCUUGGUGUCUUAUGUGAAUUAGAAAAGUAUUAUUCAUGUCCACGAAAUGUAAUUCGAAUUACUUUCCGGGUGCUACUCAUGUCAAUGUGGAGAUCGUGACACGUCUAAUAUUUAUUUAAAUUCAUAUUUAAACAACGUAUUUUUUUCCAAAAAAAUAUUAAAGGAUAUUCCCAAUAUUAUCAAUCAUUAGAACUACGGAAAAAAAUUAAUAAAAAACGUUUUAAUAACA